This is a messenger RNA of Labeo rohita (rohu), 1365 nucleotides long. RefSeq names its product CD27 antigen-like. Lineage: Eukaryota; Metazoa; Chordata; Actinopteri; Cypriniformes; Cyprinidae. The transcript has 9 exons. Gene Ontology annotation, molecular function: protein binding. The record is from RefSeq and is a predicted model, not a curated record. Bases 257 to 694 code for a protein of 145 amino acids.
GCGACUUACAAGUGGGGAAUACAUCAAGCGAUUUGUCCUAAAGAGGCAAAACGACUUAGGAAGUGCUCAUAAUACCAUAUAGCAGGCGUUGUUCAGAUUUUACACAUUCAGGUGCACUUGUUCCAAAGUUAAUCAUAAACUUGUAAACGUGCCUGAUCUACCUGAACUAAACGGGGUUGGAUCACUGGUUUGUUCUGUUUCUUGUUGGAACACUCUGAAGAGGAGAGUCGAGGAUCAGAGACUGUCAGAAAACGAAAUGACAACUACAAUGAAACAACCAGACACCAAGCACAUUUUGGCAAUAUUUGUGGCUGCAUCUAGUACUCUAUGUGUAGCAACAUGCCCAGAAAACCAUUUCCGGCUUCAAGAAUCGCUGUGCUGCUUGAACUGCCCAGAAGGCAUGUAUGUUGCCCGGAACUGUUCUGGAGGACCCAAAACCUACAUUGGUGUGGUAUGUACUCAAUGCCUCAGAUGUGAAGAAAUUGGAGAGGAAACUGUUUCCCAGUGCACACAGUUCUCAAACACAGAGUGUGCAAAAAAAGUGCCACAAAUAACUUUGAAUGGUUCCUCAUAUGUAAUAGCCGCUGUUUUCAUGCUGGCUGUGAUUGUGGCAUCCUGCUUUUUCAGCAGAAUCAGUAAUUCUGGUGAAUCUGAUGAAAGCUCUGCAGAAGAACUAUUCCAUAUUUCCAUCUAAAAGAUGCUAAGACAGUCUAAAGAAAAUCAUAACUCAAGAAAAAAGGCCAGCAUCAAAUACUGCAAUACAAAGUUUUAUUUUUAUUUUUAUUUUUUUUAUUUGUUUAUAUGUAUCAUGUGUAGGUAUGUGCACAUCUGUUUAUAAGGAUGUCAUAUUUAGAAAUGUAUCUAUAUUCAAACAUACCUGCUUUAUUUUAUAUGAUGCUGUUUAGCAUUUUCAUUUUAUACAAAAUUUCUUAAAGAAAAGAAAAGAAUAGAAAAAUUGGAAUUUCUAAAUUCUAUAGUAUCUAUAGUAUUUUUGUUUUAGAAAUUUGUAUUUUGAUGAACUUAUAUUAUCUUCUGCAAGCAGAAAAACAAACUAGAAUUUAGAAUCUAAAUGUAAAUUGUAUUUGCCGUAUUUUUUUUUAUUUUGUUGUCUGUUUGUUUUCUUAUUUUAUUUGUUGUGUUAUAACAUGUUUGAUCUGAAAUUUUAACACAAGUGACUAUGAAUAUACAAUGAUUUAGCCCAACACCUUAUGUAACAAUACAAAAAGAACUCUAAUUGUGAACACAUGUUGUGAUGAAGUGUCAUGUUUCUGACUAUAGAAUACAUCAUCUAAAUAGCAUUUUAAAAGUUGAUGACUGAAUUUGAUGACUGUCAAGACAAACAUAAAGUUUACUAUUUUAAGUUGG